AAUAACAGGCUAUGUUUUAUUUCAAGUUCCUACUUCCUGAAACGGAGGCCAUUUGUGAGAAACAGUAUAUUUCAGGGAGUUUGUGCUAUAAUUGAUUUUUUUCAGAGUUAGAUUUGCUGGUUUUAAAGUGUUUCCUCUUCGAGAUAAAGGACGUUCUUCUACAUCAGAAAUGGAUUGAAAUCUGAUAAACACAGAUUUUGGCCUCUCCACUCCCCAGUCUUCAUCCGCUAUUGCUGCAGCGCCACUGUUCUCCAUCUGCUGCUCUCAAAAUCGGAGAUUGACGGCCUCCAGGGUUCACACGUGUUUCAGGCAACCUGAGAUAAUUUGAACUUCUAAGCAGCCGUAAUUGAUCACCGUAGACCCAGGGACACUCGACUCAUCAUCGAGGGAGGGUAAUCAUCAUGAAUAAUCAAAAAGCUGUAGCUGCGCUACUGCAAGAGUGCAAGCAAGUGCUGGACCAGCUCUUGGUGGAGGCGUCAGAUGUGUCUGAGGAGGACAAGAGGGAGGACCAGCGGUGCAGAGCUUCACUCCCCAGCGAGUUAAGAACCCUGAUCCAGGAGGCAAAGGAAAUGAAGUGGCCCUUCGUGCCUGAAAAGUGGCAGUACAAACAAGCCGUGGGCCCAGAGGACAAAACAAACCUGCAAGAUGUGAUUGGCGCCGGAUUGCAGCAGUUACUGGCGUCCCUGAGAGCCUCCAUCCUCGCCCGGGACUGCGCCACCGCCGCUGCCAUUGUGUUCCUGAGCGACCGGUUCCUGUACGGGCUCGACGUCUCGGGCGAACUCCUGCAGGUCGCCAAAGGGCUGCACAGGCUGCAGCCAGCCACGCCGCUCGCCCCGCAGGUGGUCAUUCGCCAAGCCCGAAUCUCGAUGCACUCAGGGAAACUUUUAAAAGCAGAGUAUAUCCUGAGCAGUCUAAUAAGCAACAAUGGAGCAACAGGUACCUGGCUGUACAGAAAUGAAAGCGACAAGGUCCUGGUGCAGUCGGUCUGUGUACAGAUCAGAGGGCAAAUUCUGCAGAAAUUGGGGAUGUGGUACGAAGCAGCAGAGUUAAUAUGGGCCUCAAUCAUAGGAUAUCUGACACUUCCUCAGCCAGAUAAAAAGGGCAUUUCCACAUCACUAGGUAUACUGGCAGACAUCUUUGUUUCCAUGAGCAAGAAAGAUUAUGAAAAGUUUAAAAGUAAUCCUGAAAUUAACUUGGGCUUGCUGAGGGAGUUUGACCACCAUUUGCUGUCAGCCGCUGAAGCCUGCAAGCUGGCAUCUGCCUUCAGUCCCUACACGCCCCUCUUCGUGCUCACGGCUAUGAAUAUUCGUGGUACAUGCCUGUUGUCAUAUAGUAGUUCUAGUGACUGUCCUCCAGGAAUGAAAAAUUCAUAUCUGUGUGAAGCCAAAGAGGCCUUUGAAAUUGGCCUCCUCACCAAGAAAUGUGAUGAACCAGUUACUGGAAAACAGGAGCUGCAUAGUUUUCUCAAAGCUGCUUUCGGUCUCACCACGGUGCACCAAAGGCUCUGUGCGGAGAUGGAGACGGUCCACACAGCAAGUCAGCUCUGUAGUGAGGCUAUGGGGAAGCUGUACACUUUUGGUACUUCCUCCGGAAGUCAGGAGAGAGAAGCUAUCUCUCGGGAAAUCAUGUCUGUUAUCGCCCAGGUGAAGGAACAGUUACAGGUUCAGAGCUUCUCAAAUUUAGACGACAAGUCUUAUGUUCCAGAGAGUUUCAAGUGCAGGCUGGAGAAACCCAUCUUGCAUGGGCCAGUGGAUUUCCAAAGAAUUCUUGAAACCUAUUCACAGCACCACACUUCGGUGUGUGAAAUAUUUGAAAACACUUGUGGAAACAACAAAAAUAAACAGAAAGGUACAAAAACAGGAGUCUGUAUCACUGAUCUAAAAACAGAAACAAAAAACAUAGAUACUGUGAGUACUACUGAGGACAAACCACGUUUUGAAAAAGGUAUGGUAAUAUCUUCCUCCCAAAUGGCUAAGAACCGUCAGAAGAAACUCAGGAGGGUAGGAGGGAGAAACUGGACUGGUUCUGAUGCAUUUCGAGUCUCCGUGGAUGAAGAUGUGGAGACUGAGGCUGAGUCGACAGACCACAGCCAUGGUGGGGGAGCUGUUUUGAACAAGUGUCUGAGUGACAGACAGAGCUCCAGUUCUUGGAGCAGGUUAUCAGGGUGUAGCUCUUCUACAAGCUGGGAGGAAGUGAAUUACCAUGUUGAUGAUCUGUCAGCCAGAAGAGAGCCCGGCAGGGAAGCACAUCCUGUGGACACACAGUGUUCCACUGCCCCGUCGGAAGAACUGGAGAUCAAUGGGGAGAGUGGAGCUGUACAUCCGCUGUCUUCAGAGCUUCAUGGUCUCUCUCUCCAGGUGUCCAAGGAUGACAGUGUAGAGUCGUCUCAAAGUCAACUAUACAAGCCCAUGCCCUUCCCUCCUCAUAACACAACAGGCACUUUGUUGGCCUCAGGUGCAGGGCUAUUCAAAGGAGCUCCAGAAAGUAUGCGGGAAGUCAGAAAUGUGGGGUCCAGAAAUACUUCUGCUCGUUCCAGACCCUCAUUUGGUUCUGCUUCUUGGUCUUCUGAUUCCGAUUGGCCCAAGAACAUGGCCGCAUAUCCUUCUAUCCAAGAAGAAGAAACCUUUGAAAUAAUUGAUACGUUUCCAGAAAUCAACCAUGAUGCCAAAGACAGGCAUGAAGAAGAGAAGAGAGAAGACAUCAAAGGAGACACAGGCCCUGCAUUUAAAGAUAGCCCCUGCUGGGUUGACCCAGAAGAAGAAACAGCAGAGAGUGCAGAGGAUGUGCCCGUAGACUUCCACAUAGUCGUGGACAAGUCCCUGGGCAAAAGUUCCAUGAGAGCAUGUGACUCUUUCACUCCUCCUUGGCUUGUUCAGAAUCCUGACUCAGGGAAAAGUGGUGGCUCAGUCAAAGAACACGGCAUUGACCCUGAUGCCUCCACCGUGGGUGAGGAGAGCCAACUGCUGGACAGCACAGAUGUUCACACCACAAGCACACAUGGCUCUCGCAGACCAUGUGCUCUGAGGCAGCUGCGUGGUCAGGGAGCCCAGAUCCCCAGUUCCUUGGUAAGCGGUAACACUUCCAUCCCUGUCCUCAGUGAGGACUGCACUACAACAGAAGAAGCAAAGGAACCUGGAAACCUGCUAAACUGGAGCCAGAACUCCGGUUCAUCCUCAGCAUGGUGGUUGAAAUCUCCCGCAGUUUCCAGCGGUUCUUCUGAGGGAGAAAACCCAUGGUCCUUUCUGAGUUCCAGUGGAAGUUCUUUUGUUUCGUUGCCAGGAAUGAUGAGGCAAGGGAUCCUUGAGGCGCGCACCCUGCAGCCUGACGACUUUGAGAAACUCUUGGCAGGGGUGAGACAUGAUUGGCUGUUCCAGAGACUGGAAAAUACGGGAGUUUUUAAGUCCAGGCAACUCCACGGAGCGCAUAGUGCUCUUUUGUUAAAAUAUUCUAAGAAAUCAGAACUGUGGACAGCGCAAGAAACUGUUGUAUAUUUGGGGGACUACCUGAAUGUGAAGAAGAAAGGCAGACAAAGAAAUGCAUUUUGGGUACACCAUCUUCAUCAAGAAGAAACUCUGGGGAGAUAUGUUGGGAAAGAAUACAAGGAGCAGAAGGGGCUCUGGCACCACUUCGUGGAUGUGGAGAGGCAGAUGACUGCACAGCACUACGUGACGGAAUUUAACAAGAGACUUUAUGAACAAAAGAUUCAUACUCAGAUAUUCUACAUACCAUCCUCAAUAUUACUGAUUUUGGAGGGCAAGACAAUUAAAGGAUGUGUCAGUGUGGAACCUUACAUACUGGGAGAAUUUGUAAAAUUAUCAAACAACACGAAAGUCGUGAAAACAGAAUACAAAGCCACAGAAUAUGGCUUGGCUUAUGGCCACUUUUCUUAUGAGUUUUCUAAUCAUAAAGAUGUUGUGGUCGACUUACAAGGUUGGGUGACUGGUAAUGGAAAAGGGCUCAUCUACCUCACAGAUCCCCAGAUUCACUCAGUUGAUCAGAAAGAUGUCACUACCAAUUUUGGAAAGAGGGGAAUUUUUUACUUCUUUAAUAACCAGCAUGUGGAGUGUAAUGAAAUAUGCCAUCGUCUUUCUUUGACAAGACCUUCAGUUGAGAAACCAAAUAAUUCGUAGACUGUGUGGAGUGAUAAUGGCCACUUAGUGCUGCUCACCAGUGCCGCACUCCUCUCCUUCCAGGCACACAGCGUAUCACACAGCCUGGUCCCUUUGGGUUUAGGUGGGGCCAUGGGACUAGUGCCGGCCAGUGAUCUGUAAGAGGAAUUGAUGAGUGUCACUUGCAGGCCCAUAUUAAAUUGCCAGGGCAACACACUAGAGUCUCUUUCCCUUCGCACAAUUGCCAAGAGAACUUCAAGAGAUAGCUGCUCAUCAGCAUAAGUGCUGCAAUGAGGAAGACACAGGAAGGAGCCCCACUGACCCACGGUGGACACAAAGCACGUAUGAGAAAUAAACUUUUCUGGCUUAAGCCAUAGAGAUUUUGGAGCUUUUGUCACUAUCCAUCAAGACCGAUACUAUUGGUGAUUUUCUUAUUGAUUUAGGAGUUCUUUACAUAUAUAUUAAAGAAUACAGGCCUUUGUGAUAUGUGUUCCAGUUUUUGUUUGUUUGUCUUUUGACUUUGUAUGAAAUUUUUUUCCAUGCAGAAUUUGUUUCAUACAGUUGAAUUCAUCAGUCUUUUAUUUUAUGGCUUCUCGGUUAUAUGUCAUCCGUAGAUCUUCCCUACUCUGGGCUUCAUUAUUUUUAAUCCUCCCAUAUUUUCUUCCAGUGCAUUUACAUUUGUGAGCGGUCUGAGGGGAGACGGUGCAUUUUGAUGGCCACCACAGUCUGCCCUUGCACCACACAGAUCUGCCGCUUCACACGGGUUUGUGGAGCAGCGCCUCCAUGGUCUUGCUGAAAGAAGUUUACAAAAAGGAGAUUGGUGAAAUAUUCCUUUACAGCAGUUAUUCUUAGGGGCUGCAACUGGUACACACUCUCUCCCUCCUCCACUGUUCAUUCUAAAUUUCCCUCAGCAAGUCGUAGUGCUUUACCUAGUGGUAUGACUCAGGCCUACAUACAUGAAGGUUCUGAAUUCUAAAUAGUUUUCUCAGUUUGAGUUUACUGCACAAGUGUGUUCACAGUUGCAAAUGGAGCAGGUGAGAACCGUUCAAAUCUGCUGCUGUGGGAGUAUGGUUGACUGACACCCCCAGCUUGCAUCCCUCUGGAUCCACCACUGGGUUCACCAUGAAGUCAUGCUCCCCCAGUGUGCUCUCAGCCAGUGACUAAGUAAGGCAAGGAUGCCAGGCUGAAAAUACUUCUAAUGGGUAAGUGUGCACAAAAUUGUCCCACUGGCCUGACCAAAGCCUUCUUAGAACUCUGCUGUGCUCUCUACUGAGACUCUUCCUGCCCAGUCAUCCUCUGUUCGCCCUCUCCUUUCAGAGUGCCAGACCUCCACCAUGGUCUCCUUGCACACUCCUGUUCCUCUGCUUGAUCCUUUACAGUCAUUUCUCCCAAUAAAUGUCUAUGUCUAAUCCCUUCUUGGCAUCUGCUUCUUGAAAAACCCAAACUAACAAAAGUUUAUUAAAGUUUAAAAGUGUAUCCUAUUAACAAAAUAAAGGGUGAAAAUCAUAUUAUAAUCUCAAAGAUGCAGAAAAAUCAUUUAAUAACAUUGAAAAUCAAUUUAUGGUUAAAAAAAGCUCUUUGCAAACUAGGCAGAAAAGUUCUGAAUCUGAUAAAAGGUAUUUAUUUUUUUAAACAGCAAUAUCAUAAUUGAUAGUGAAGCACUUAAAGUAUUUCAUUUGAGAAAGGAAAUUUGCUCACUGUGCCAACCCUAGCCACCAUUUGGAAAAAUCAGAAAAUGUAUAUAUUGUCUCUGCCCCUGGUUCCUGGCGCAGAGCUCCUAAGUCCCUUGGAAUUUCCUGGUGAUAGGAGUGUCUCUUGUUAUAAUGACUCUACACCUCAAUCAAUCAUCACUAAAAGUGGGACAGUAAAUCAAUAAGAAAAUAACAUUUGGGGGACAAUUAGGGAUUUUUAACAUGUAUUGAGUGUUAGAUAAAAUUAAUGGAGUGAUGUCUUUUAAAAAUACUAAAGCCAAAAAAAGUGGGGAAGAAGUGAAAGAAGCUUGGCUCUUUCUUGACAGUGUUCAAGCGAGGAGAAGGGUACAUAAGGAUUCAUUACACUAGUCUUUCCCCUUUUAUGUGUAUUUUUAAAUCUCCACAAUUUUUUUUCAAUGUGAGAUCAUAUAAAGGAAAAAAUACUAAGAAAAAUCCAAAGAAUUGGAUAGAUGGAGAUGAUGAAAACUAAGAUUUACAUCAAACAAACUCAUCAGAAAUGAAUAUGAGGAGUGCUUGACAAUGUAAAACUCUGCAGAAAAAUCGAGAAGAAAUAGAAUUAUGUAUUGGGCGAGAGAAUGAGGACAUUGAAAAGAGGUUGCUGGCAGCAAAAAGAAGCCAUUAACUGACUGAGUGAUGUUUUGGAUGUUGUAGAACAAGGAGCAGCAAACUGUGGCCGAUGGGUCAAAUCCUGCUGCCACCUGUUUUUGUAAAUAAGGUUUUACUGUAGCACAGUACACUCAUCCAGUUAUGUAUCGCCUUUGGCUGAUUUUGUGUUCAAAACUCAGCAAUGGCAGAGUUGAACAGUUGUGUCAGAGAGUAUUUGUCCUGAAAAGUCAAAAAUAUUUACUAUCUGGCCCUUUACAAAAAAAGUUUGUCAACCCUUGUUGUAGGAGAUGAAAUUGGAAAAAAAGAAAAGAAAGGUCAGGAUGUUUACAUAGUUUGUUACAUAUAGUUUGUUGGUUACAUAUUACAAAGAAACAUGAAAUAUUGAUAUCUCCACCAACAUAAAAUAAAAAGGGGUAAUAAUGGGUGAAGAAACUAGAAAUUGAAGUAAUAGACAAAGAAGUUAUUAGAAAGCAUAUGUCAGGACACAUUUUUCUUCGUGAAAUGAAAAAGUUAGGACACGUGCUAAGUGAGAUGAGUCUAGCAAAGUCAGGAAUUUUAAAGGAAUAAAGAUUUUGAAACAAUAGAUAUCUCUAUAUUUUAAAAGGCAGAAACAAAACUAUUGAGAGGAAUUUGCAGAAAAUUACAUUUUUUAGAAAUCACUUAAAAUUGUUAUUUAUUUACACCAACACCCGUAUAUCUGGCUUAAGAAAUUAAAUGUAAUACUACUGUUGAAUCCUUCAAUAGAUCCAUCCCUGAUCUCUACCUCCUUCUUCCCCUCCAGGCAAUCACUGCCCAGAAACUGUGGAUUAUCAUUCCCCUUAAUGUUGUUACACAUUUAUUUAAUGUUAUACACUUAUAUUUUGUAUACAAGUAAGAAUAAAUAUCCACUAUUAGUUUUUUUAUGUAGCAUAACCUAAUUAAGAGUCUACUCUAAUGGAUAGAAGUGAGUACACAACUUACACCCACAUUCAAGGGGAGGGAAUUAUGAAAGGGUGUGAUUCAUCGGGGUUUACCUUAGAGUGUAUCCACACAAAAGGGUUAAAGAGAGAAGAGAGGAAAAGAAUUGGAGGAUGAGCACAUAAAACACUCUACGCAUUUUGCUGUAAUCGGGGACAAAGAAAUGGCUUGGUAAGUAGUGGGGAAAGUGGAAUCAAAAGAUACACAGUUUUUUUGUAAAUGUGAGAAAUUACAGCGUAUCGAAGGGAGAGUUACAGAAGAGACUGAAAAAAUGAUGAUACAGGGAAAAAAGAAUGGAGAAUUGUUGGUGCAAAGCCCUUGAGUAGGUGAGAGGGAUGGAAUCAGUAUACAAAUGGAGGAAAUGGCUUUAGACCAAAGCAUGGAUAGUUUAUCCACAGUAACAGGUGAAGAGGCAGAGUCCUAAGUGCAAUGCACAGGGGCAUGAAUAGGUAAUGUAGGUAAUAAUGUGAGGAAACUCUCUGUGAGUCCUUCAGUCUAGCUCUUCUGGAAUUCAUUUCUCUCUCUGUCCCUAUGACCAGAACCUUAAUUGAGGUCGGUGUGAUCUGUGACUCCAGCGUUGUCCCACAUCUUCCUCUGAGAUACUGGUGAUCUCUCUUAAAUACAAACAUUAUCAUGUCAUUAACUUGCUUCAAAUCCUACCAAAAAACAUUAACAAACAAGGAGGAAAAAAUAGACAGUGUGAAUAGUGAAUUUACACAAAAAAGGAAAUACUAUUUUCACUCAUCAAAUCACAAAUAUGUUAAAAGUUAAUACCUAAUUCUGGAAAGGUUGGAAGAAAGUCUUAUAACUGAUGAAGGGAAUAUAAACUAUGACAGCCUUUAUGGGAAGAAAUUUGACAAUAUAUAAUGUCCAUUCUUGGACCCAGUAAUUUUUUUUUUUUUGCUCUUUAUUGGAAUAUAAUUGCUUUACGCUCUUGUACCAGUUUUUGAGGUACACCAAAGUCAAUCAGCUGUAUUUAUACACAUAUCCUCAUAUUCCCUCCCUGCCACGACUCCCCCCCCCCCCGCCCCCCUUGGACCCAGUAAUUCUACUUCUACAAAUCUCUAAUGAGGAAAUAAUCAGAAAUGAGAACAAAGUUUAUAUAAAAGCAUGUCUAUUAUAACUUUACUUAUGGUAGUAAAGAAAUAAUUUAACUUUUCAAGAGCAGGGAAAUAGUUUUAUUUAUUAUAAUUUAUCCAUAUGCCUAAAUAUUAUUCAUCCAUUGAAACUGUAUAUUUUCAAAUAUUUUAAUUAUAUACAAACUUUGAAGUAAAAAAAUAGCAAUCUAUAAAAUAGCACUUAUAGGCAUUUCCCUGGUGGCACAGUGGUUAAGCAUCCACCUGCCAAUGCAGGGAACACGGGUUCGAUCCCUGGUCCAGGAAGAUCCCACUUGCCUCAGAGCAACUAAACCCAUGCGCCACAACUAUUGAGCCUGCACUCUAGAAUAUGUGAGCCACAACUAUUGAGCCCACGUGCCACAACUACUGAAGCCCACGCGCCUACAGCCCAUGCUCUACAACAAGAGAAGACACUGCAAUGAGAAGCCAGUGCACCACUACAAAGAAUAGCCCCUGCUCACCACAACUAGAGAAAGCCCAUGCACAGCAACGAAGACCCAAUGCAGCCAAUAAAUAAAUAAAUAAAUUUUUAAAAAUAAAUAAAAUAGCCCUUAUAGUGUUGAUCACAAUUUCAGUAUAUAUAUGUAAAUAGAAAAAAAUAAUAUAUAUGUAAUUAUGGAAAUGUUCAUUGUGUUUUUCCCUGGCUAGUGAAGAUGUGGUAGGGAAUUUUAUUUUCUUCUUUAUUACCCAUAUUUUCCAAGUUUUCUGCAAUAAGCAUGUAUUACUUAUACCAAAAAACAGUAUUUAAUAAGAAAUUCAAACAAUUCUCUUUCCCAAUAGAAAGUCCACAUUAUUGGACGAUCAUAUAGUGCUUUCUCUUUCAGCCCAUCACUACUCCCAGUCUUGUAAUGUACUCUCUAGGAACACCGAACUGCUUAUGGUGUCAGUCUGUGGUCUACCCUGCCUCCUUCCACCCAGUACAAAGACGCUUUGUCACUUGGUGAGUGUUUUCAUUCUUUCUUAUACCUACAGGACAAUUACCCCCUAUAUCUUCUCAUCUUUGAAGAUUCACCUCAACCAACACCUCCUUCAGAAAAUCCUCCCUGAUAUCCUUCAUUCUCAUUCCCUCCCUUUCCACAACCUAGAAGUAAAGAAUGUCUGAGCUCUGACACUAUAAAACUCCUAGAGGAAAACAUAGGCAGAACACUCUAUGACAUACAUCAAAGCAAGAUCCUUUUGGACCCACCUCCUAGAAUCAUGGAAAUAAAAUCAAGAAUAAACAAAUGGAACCUCAUGAAACUUAAAAGCUUUUGCACAGCGAAAGAAACCAUAAACAAGACUAGAAGGCAACCCUCAGAAUGGAAAAAAUAGUGGCCUAUGAAACAACGGACAAAGGAUUAACCUCCAAAAUAUACAAGCAGCUCAUGCGGCUUAAUACCAAAAAAGCAAAUAACCCAAUCCACAAAUGGGUGGAAGACCUAAAUAGACAUUUCUCCAAAGAAGACAUACAGAUGGCCAACAAACACAUGAAAAGAUGCUCAACAUCACUCAUCAUCAGAGAAAUGCAAGUCAAAGCCACAAUGAGGUAUCACCUCACACCCAUCAGAAUGGCCAUCAUCACAAAAUCUGGAAACAACAAAUGUUGGAGAGGGUGUGGAGAAAAGGGAACUCUCCUGCACUGUUGGUGGGACUGUAAGUUGGUACAGCCACUAUGGAAAACAAUUUGGAGGUUCCUUAAAAAACUACAAAUAGAACUACCAUAUGAUCCAGUCAUCCCACUCCUGGGCAUAUACCCAAAGAAAACCAUAAUCCCAAAGGAAACAUGCACCAUAAUGUUCAUUGCAGCACUAUUUACAAUAGCCAGGACAUGGAAGCAACCUAAAUGCCCAUCAACAAAUGAAUGGAUAAAGAAGAUGUGGCAUAUAUAUACAAUGGAAUAUUACUCAGCUAUAAAAAGGGAUGAGAUGGAGCUAUAUGUCGUGAGGUGGAUAGACCUAGAGUCUGUCAUACAGAGUGAAGUAAGUCAGAAAGAGAAAGACAAAUAUUGUAUGCUAACUCACAUAUACGGAAUCUAAAAAUGGUACUGAUGAACUCAGUGACAAGAACAAGGACACAGAUGCAGAGAAUGGACUGGAGAACUCGAGGUUUGGGAGGGAGCGGGGGGUGAAGGGGAAACUGAGACGAAGCGAGAGAGUAGCACAGACAUAUGUAUACUACCAACUGUAAAAUAGUCAGUGGGAAGUUGUUGUAUAACAAAGGGAGUCCAACUUGAGGAUGGAAGAUGCCUUAGAGGA
Hippopotamus amphibius kiboko is the source of this 10736-nucleotide messenger RNA. It is a transcript of the gene ALPK1, whose product is annotated as alpha kinase 1. Gene Ontology annotation, biological process: protein phosphorylation. Gene Ontology annotation, molecular function: ATP binding; protein serine/threonine kinase activity. Bases 402 to 4130 code for a protein of 1242 amino acids. The transcript has 17 exons. The record is from RefSeq and is a predicted model, not a curated record. NCBI's taxonomy places the organism in Eukaryota, Metazoa, Chordata, Mammalia, Artiodactyla, Hippopotamidae.